AAUCACCUUCGAGAUAAACAGAAUGUUGCGUCAUUGUUAUUGUGGUAUUUGGAGCGCCAGCUGCUUACACAGAUUUCGACACCAUUUCGUUCACAUUUAAGGCCUCUAAAACGACACAAACGAGUGGAGGAGCAACAUCAUACCAGCGAAAUGUCGCAUCAAAAGGACUUUUCAUCUGACGAGAGUUUGCAAGGCUCCUGGGUUGAGCUGCACUUCAGUAACACUGGCUCGCAAAAUACUAGUCAUCACGGAAGCCAGGAGCAAAUCCCCACAUCCAUCCAGGAGGGAGACCUGGAGAAAAUGCUACUGGAUGCACAGCACGAGUCAGGCAGAUCCAGCUCCAGAGGAAGCUCUCAGUGCAACAGCCCACUCAGAGCACAGACCCCUCUUCUUCUGUGGAGAGGCUCAGAGGGAAACAGCUCACAGUCAGAUGAAGACUUUCAAGAAAGAAGACGGGAAGUGGAGAUGCUGAUGAAGAAAAAUGCUGACUGGAUCUGGGACUGGUCUAGCCGACCUGAGAACAAUCCACCAAAGGAGUUCCUGCUGAAGUACUCUAAGCGCUCGACCUCCCUCAGCAUCAGGAACACCAGCGUCAUGAAGAAAGGAGGAGUUCUCUCUGCUGACUUUCUAAAGCUUUUCCUUCCCUCAUUAAUCAUUUCUCACAUACUUGCUGUUGGCCUUGGGAUAUACAUCGGGAAGCGCCUCACCUCCCACAACACCUACUAAGUAGGACGGCGGUGUAUUGCGAGACCAUGUUACCUUCACCAUCUCGGCAUGCCUUAAACUGUGACUUUCUGAAGAUCGGGGGAAGAUGUGGCCAUGUCAAAUUGUCCAUGUCCAAUUUGAUUGAGUGCCCUACGUCACCCACACCAGCAUGGAGCAUUAUCAGUCAUUGUUGUUUCACAGCGUCUUCUCUUGAACACAACAUUGACCUGUCCUCUGCUCCGUGCUGUCGUCCCCACCCUGGAUUGGAGAUGACUGUUUUGCUGCUUCCUGCUCCUUAAAUCUGCACGUUUGGGAUCUGAUAUUUUGUCAUUGCCUUGUUUCUUUUUGCAAAUGAUAUACUGUCAGUUGAUUUUUUUUUUCUCUCUUUUUAGAUCAGCUGUUGGUAAAGGAAAUUGUUUUGACUUGUAUUUUUAAGGGAUCAUUAUCUGAGUGUGGAAGUAAUUACUGACUGCUCCAUUACUGAUUGCUCAGUUUGUGCAAUUUUAAAUCGUGAUUAUGUGAAAAUCAAACGUUAGCUUGCACAGAUACGGUCCAUUUCAUUCAUUCUGAGCAAAAUAAAAGUUUGAAACACG
Thunnus maccoyii (southern bluefin tuna) is the source of this 1298-nucleotide messenger RNA. RefSeq names its product BCL2 interacting protein 4 (gene bnip4). Gene Ontology annotation, cellular component: nucleus; mitochondrial envelope; mitochondrial outer membrane. Gene Ontology annotation, biological process: positive regulation of apoptotic process; mitochondrial outer membrane permeabilization. The record is from RefSeq and is a predicted model, not a curated record. Lineage: Eukaryota; Metazoa; Chordata; Actinopteri; Scombriformes; Scombridae. Bases 151 to 726 code for a protein of 191 amino acids. The transcript is spliced from 6 exons.